Onthophagus taurus is the source of this 727-nucleotide messenger RNA. RefSeq names its product SIN3-associated polypeptide 30 (gene Sap30). Gene Ontology annotation, biological process: regulation of DNA-templated transcription. Gene Ontology annotation, cellular component: histone deacetylase complex. NCBI's taxonomy places the organism in Eukaryota, Metazoa, Arthropoda, Insecta, Coleoptera, Scarabaeidae. The record is from RefSeq and is a predicted model, not a curated record. Gene Ontology annotation, molecular function: protein binding; transcription coregulator activity.
GUUUUUAUUAUUACAGGAAACACAUGAUCCGGUCGGUUCGGUUUUUGUUUCUGCGACUUUGAUCCUUAUUUACUAGCGUCUCCAGUAUGUCUCCUCUUUGACGUUUACGUUUUCAAAUCAAAGUUUUCUGUGGAUUUUUUUACAAUGAACGGGUUUAGUACCGGCGAAGAAGACUCCAGGGGGCCCGCUGAUCAAGUUUGUUGUCUCGUCGACGUUGGGAUUCGGUGUUCUAAACCGGCGGGUAAUGCCUCUUAUAGUAAAAGGAUACAAAAAGCUGUUCGAAAACUACAAUUGAGUAUUGAUAGUAGUGCUGGUCAUACAUAUAUUUGCGAUUUCCACAAAAUGAUUAUUCAAUCUGCACGGAAUAAAAGAAGAAGGAAAGAUUCAGAGGAUGAUAGUAAUGAAACAGACACCGAUGUCCCUGAGGUGGAUUUAUAUCAACUUCAAGUAAAUACUUUAAGGAGGUACAAAAAGCAUUAUAAGGUCUCCAUGAGACCCGGAUUGAAUAAACUCCAACUGGCUGAUCAAUUGAUGAAGCAUUUUAAACAAAUACCUGUAAAAGAAAAAGAUGUGUUAACCUUUUUUAUAUAUACUGUGAAAACCCAAGGAAAUAAGCUGGAUCAAAAGAAUGGGAUCACUGGAGAUAACACUUAGGCUUUAUUAAUCUCGACUUAUUUAAAUAAUUAGAUAAUAAUGAUAAAGAUUAAAAAAUGUAAAUGUCUUCUAA